AUGGCUCCCUCAUCUCUCUCCCCAAACUCCUUAGAGAACAACCUUGUGAGAGUUGAGGGUGGAAACAUGGUCUCUCACAUUACCACCACAAACAACAACAACAAUGACACAUUGAUGCCCACACCAAUACCAUCACAUCUCCCUCAAAAAAAGCCUAGGGGUAGACCCCCGGGAUCUAAGAACAAGCCUAAACCACCUGUGAAUAUUGAGGAAAACAUGGACAACAAUAUGAAAAUGAUUUACAUUGAGAUCCCCUCUGGAAAAGAUAUUGUGGGGGAAAUAAUCAAUUGUGCUCAUCGUUAUCAAGCUAGCAUAACAGUGUCGAGGGGUUACGGUCUUGUCACCAAUGUUACCCUUCUCAAUCCUAAAACUCAUUUCCCAACUCCUCCUAUGAUAGGGCCAUUUGAGAUGACAUCUCUCUUGGGAACAUAUGUUAAUAUCAAUUGUCGUCGUAAUACUCUCAAUCAUCCACCUUGUUCUUGUUUUUCCAUUUUACUCUCAGGUCAUGGUGCAGUGGUGUAUGGUGGAACUGUUGGAGGAACAAUUAUUGCUGCUAGUAAUGUUUGGAUUCAAGCUACUCUCUGCAAGAAUCUUGACCACUAUCAAUCAAUCUCCAACAACAACAACAACCACGACAACAAUGUUGUUAAUUUGUCAACCUUUGAUGACGUUGCAACUUUUCCGAAUCACUAG
Molecule: messenger RNA, 693 nt
Organism: Medicago truncatula (barrel medic)
Lineage: Eukaryota; Viridiplantae; Streptophyta; Magnoliopsida; Fabales; Fabaceae
Product: AT-hook motif nuclear-localized protein 17
Exons: 1
Coding region: 1-693 (230 amino acids)
Cellular component (GO): nucleus
Molecular function (GO): DNA-binding transcription factor activity; minor groove of adenine-thymine-rich DNA binding
Source: RefSeq, a predicted model, not a curated record